GAAAUACAGCAGCACGAAGCAAAUUUUGAGAGGCAGCUGAGAGAGAUGCGGCAACGCGGAGAAGACUUAGAAAGCCAGCUUAGGGAGAUGCGGCAACGUGAAGAAAACUUACAAAGGCAGCUGAGGGAGACACAGCAAAACUCACAAAGGCAGCUCAGGGAGAUGCAACAACGUGAACAAAAUUUGCAAAGACAGCUGAGAGAAAAAGACGAGGAAGUUAAGUGAACAGCAACAACAGGAAUCAUGCGAUUGGGUCAUUUCCCGCGAUGAAAUUCAAAUGACCAAUAAAUGCCUUGGCACGGGAGGCUGGGGAAGUGUUUAUGAAGGCGUAUAUUGUGGCUGCACUGUAGCAGUAAAGCAAAUUCAUGAUCUGAUUCUCUCCCCUCAUAACAUACGUCUUUUUGAGAGGGAAAUGAAUAUUGCAUCCAAAUGCCGCCAUCCUCACUUGCUUCAGUUUAUCGGCGCCACUAACGAUGAAGGAAACCCUCUGUUUUUGACCGAGCUGAUGGAGAAAAGUCUGCGAGCUCUGUUAGAACAGCGACAACUCGCCGAAAUAGAAAUACGCGUAAUUUCUCUGGAUGUAGCCCGAGCAAUUAACUACCUUCAUCAGAAGAAACCAGAGCCAAUCAUUCACCCGGAUGUGAGCAGUGCAAAUGUGUUGCUAUGGCGACAGGGUGACCAGUGGAGAGGCAAAGUGUCAGAUUAUGGCACUGCUAAUUUCAUGCAGCAGACCAUGACAGUGGCUCCUGGAGCUAUGAUUUACAGCGCUUCUGAAGCACUUACAUCACACCAAACAGUCAAGGUUAGUUUUAGUGAAUUUAGAAUUUUUCUAUUCUGCACUGGUUCAUCAACCCCUCCAGACUUCAAAGAGACGCGUUGGUGCAGUCAUCUUGAGCGCGUAGCUACUUGAAAGCCAGGUUUAUCGUUACUCACACGAACGAAACCCUACCCCACUUUACCCUUCUUCACCUCGGCAUGUAGUUAGAAGCAGAAAAAUAAUGUUGAAUGCGAUAGCCCCUUUGCAGUGUGGAUUGGCAAUAUCCCUUGCAGCUAAAGCGCCGGUCAAUCGGUGGUACCGGUGAUAGCUUAAACCAUCACUAUUUGAACUCAAAUGUUUAUGGCUCCAUUAUUAUGGUCGUUCUCAGGUGUUUAUGCCAUGAGAAAACAAACUUAAGCUGCAAGCGUCUGUUGUGAUUUAAAUGUUUCCCAUUAGUUCUUCAGUUAAUCAUACUGGCGACUUCGCAGAUGAAACUGAAAGAGUCGACCGCCUUUGAGACAGAGAGAGUGACGUCCCCGCUUAGGAAUUAAGCUGCUGACCAUUGUAAUUUACCCUCAGUGGGGCCAUCCGGAAACAAUGUCGGUAAUGCUAAUAAGAUAUCACAGGCUCAGUCCGAGGCGGUAGGAGAGGGUUGCUCCUUCUUGAUAGCUACAAUCACUGACAAAAGUUUCUGUACAUUUGUCUUAACGUGCGCUUUAAUGAACAAUUUCUUGAAGUAAACCAUACAACUUUAAAUUCCAAUUCCCCUGGGUAUUACAUUCAUCCCAAGAGAAAUCGAAAACAAUGGUUAUGCAAAAUUCUGUGAAGUAAACAUGGUGUAUUAUGGUCUCGGUGGAAAGACUGAAUUAGGAGGAGAGCGCUAAUUAACUUUCCUCCCUACAGAACGGGCGCGUAAUUGAGUAAAUACGGUAUGCUCUAGACUUUACAUUCCUUUAUCUACUGAAUUUGCUAAGAAACAGAAACAGUCAAAUGGAGACGUGAACUGACCGCCCCCCCCCCGCUCAAUUUGAAUAAUUCUUCAAAUCAUACUCAGCUUCAUGAAGUAAUUGCCAAAUAACCAAAGGAAUAAUAAAAAUGACGCUGAGUGGUGGGUGUAUACUGGAAGUAGUAUAAUAGAAUGUUCUAAGGCAAAUAACGAGAAAUAAUCUGUGUAUCGUUCAUAGGUUGAUGUUUAUAGCUUUGGUGUGCUUCUUUGUGAAAUGUGCAUCCACGAACUUCCAGAUCCGAGAAGACGUGAACAGCAGGUACGGCGAUGCUUGCAGACAGAUCCUGAAGCGAGACCAAACAUGCAGGAGAUAUAUAACCGAUGA
Messenger RNA from Porites lobata, 2088 nucleotides. The record is from the annotation of a GenBank genome assembly. Lineage: Eukaryota; Metazoa; Cnidaria; Anthozoa; Scleractinia; Poritidae.